Populus euphratica (Euphrates poplar) is the source of this 1148-nucleotide messenger RNA. RefSeq names its product probable xyloglucan endotransglucosylase/hydrolase protein 8. Bases 101 to 982 code for a protein of 293 amino acids. Gene Ontology annotation, cellular component: cell wall; apoplast. The record is from RefSeq and is a predicted model, not a curated record. NCBI's taxonomy places the organism in Eukaryota, Viridiplantae, Streptophyta, Magnoliopsida, Malpighiales, Salicaceae. The transcript is spliced from 4 exons. Gene Ontology annotation, biological process: cell wall biogenesis; xyloglucan metabolic process. Gene Ontology annotation, molecular function: xyloglucan:xyloglucosyl transferase activity; hydrolase activity, hydrolyzing O-glycosyl compounds.
UAAAUGCACAUCACCUCUCACAAUGAUCCAGCUAGCUGCCCGUUGAGAAAGCUCCUUAUCUGCCUUCUGAUCCAAGCAAAACUGAGAGAAGGUUUCUACAAUGGCAGCAGCUCUUCUCUUCAUUGCAGCUCUAAUGGCUGCUUCUUAUACAUCAUCUGAAGCAGUUCAACCAAAAGCUUCUUUUGAAGAUAACUUUAGUAUAAUGUGGUCUGAAGAUCAUUUCAAAACAUCUGAAGAUGGGCAGAUCUGGUAUCUCUCAUUGGACAAAGAAACAGGCUGUGGAUUUCAAACCAAGCAGAGUUAUAGAUUUGGAUGGUUUAGCAUGAAGCUGAAAUUGGUUGGAGGCGACUCUGCAGGUGUAGUGACAGCUUAUUAUAUGUGCACAGAGAAUGGGGCAGGACCAACAAGAGAUGAGUUGGAUUUUGAGUUCCUGGGGAAUAGAACUGGAGAACCCUACUUGAUACAAACAAAUAUAUACAAGAAUGGGACUGGCAACCGUGAAAUGAGGCACAUGCUUUGGUUCGACCCUACCGAAGAGUAUCACACCUAUUCCAUUCUCUGGAAUAACCAUCAGAUAGUGUUUUUCGUGGAUAAAGUUCCAGUAAGGGUGCACAAGAACAAUGGAGAAGCAAACAAUUUCUUCCCCAAUGAGAAGCCCAUGUACCUAUUCUCUAGCAUCUGGAACGCAGAUGACUGGGCCACCAGGGGAGGACUAGAGAAAACAGACUGGAAAAAGGCUCCAUUUGUGUCCUCUUACAAGGACUUCAGUGUUGAAGCUUGCCAAUGGGAGGAUCCCUACCCUGAAUGCGUAUCAACUACGACUAAGAAUUGGUGGGAUCAAUACGAUGCCUGGCAUCUCUCCGAUGAACAAAAAAUGGACUUUGCCUGGGUCCAAAGAAAUCUUGUGAUCUAUGACUAUUGCAAAGACACUGAAAGAUUCCCAACAUUGCCAGUGGAGUGCAGCUUGAGUCCAUGGGAUUGAUGAGCAAGUGACUGUUUAAUUACUAUUCUUCAGCAUCAUUUGUUCUUUUUUCUUCCUUUUUCUUGAAUACCGUUUUGAGAUGGGUAUAAAUCACAAAGUAUGUAUUUUUAUUGAAUAUCUAUUUAAUUUAUUGAAUUAUUUAUAUUCAAUUAGAGCAAUUUUUUUG